GUCACACCGGUGGUGGGAGAGCCCUGCCAAGCCGGAGUUGCCCCACUCCUUCCUCAUUUACCGCGCUGCUCUGUGCUGUAGUGGCGGCGGCUCUGGAGGUUCACACCCCGCUGAUUGAAGCAGUUAGCCCGGGUCUGGAUUCCGUGUGGCCCCGCGUCGCCUGUCAGCGCCGGUUCUCAGUGGAGGGUGCACACCGGGGGUUUGGGUGGAGUUGUAACCCGAUGUGAGGAAUGUGACACAUUUCACCGGGGAGAGCGAUAUACCGUCGGUACAAGGAGAGGAGACAAGUUCUGCAGCAAAGUUAAUAGGUUCAAAUUCCUCCUUCCUUUUCUCUCCUGACCCGAGCCCUGACCUUUGACCCCCACCUCUCUCUCCAACCAUGGCGCACCGAUCUCAAUGUUCAUCGAUUGGUGAUAACCCUCUCGACCCAAACUUCCUGCCCCCGCAUUACCGGGAGGAGUACCGCCUAGCUAUCGAUGCUCUGAUAGAAAAUGACAUACAGGGUUACCAUGAGUUCCUCCAGGCUGCGGAUGUGGUCGGUUUCCUGGCACAGCCGGAAAUUGAGUUGAUCAAGUCCACGAUCCAUACGCCCAACACCUCCAACAUGCCAGAGCUGACGUACCAUGAGGGAGGUCAGGAGGUUGAUGGCUCCUCUGACACCUACUGGCCGAUGCAGUCCGACAUGGCUGCCCCGGGGCUGGACCUUGGCUGGCCGCAGGCACAGCAGAGCUUCAUGGGGCCCACAGAGGUCACCACUCUAGUCAACCCCUCCGACCCAGACAUGCCUAGCAUCAAGGAGCAGGCCAGGAGACUCAUUAAGAAUGCACGCCAAGUUAUCGCUGUGGUGAUGGACAAGUUCACAGAUGUUGAUCUUUUUGCGGACCUCUUGGACGCAGCAGCACGCCACGUUCCCGUUUACAUUCUACUGGAUGAGAUGGAAGCCCAUCACUUUAUCUCUAUGGUCUUCAACUGCAAAGUCAACUUGGAUCAACAUCCUUUGGUGCGUGUCAGGACUGUGGCAGGAAUAACCUAUUACUCCCGUACGGGGAAAUCAUUUAAGGGGCAGGUGAAAGAUCGUUUCCUACUGGCCGACUGCAGAGCUGUACUCAGUGGCAAUUACAGUUUCAUGUGGUCCUAUGAGAAGAUCCACCGCUGCAUCGCCCAUCUCUUCCUCGGGGAACUAGUUGCCACCUUUGAUGAAGAGUUUCGAAUUCUCUUUGCUCAGUCAGAGCCUCUAGUCAUAGAACCAUCCAAUGGAGCGCUUGCUCUGUCUGAUAGCAGCACCACCAGCAGUUACUUAGGUAGCCAGUACGGUUUGAAGAGGACCCAGUCUUUGCGUAACUCCAUAAGUUACCGCAGGCAGCCUGAGAUUACCUCUGGCUUCUCCUAUGGAGACUCUGAUCGUAACUCCGCACUUCCUUUCCGGAGGAACGAUCCAUAUCGUCACACCAUUGAACCUACGGCAGGAAUUACAAUUGGAAAGUAUUCCCAGCAACAGUUUCGUCUGCAGCAUUCGUUCCUGGAUCAGGGGAGGUCCAUCGUUUCCAGGCAGAUGGAUAUGAGUACCAAUGCCUUCCAGAGGCACAGCUAUGCAGAGGGAACCCAGGAAACCUACUCAUCUUCCAGGCAAUACAUGAAGUCCAGAGUCAUGAAUAAUCUGGAAGAGACAGACUUUCACAGGGAGCACACCCAAAGUAGCCAUCACUACAAGGAAGGGCCUGGGCCGGGUUCUGGCCACGGACACUACGACAGACUUCGAGGUCGUUCCCCACAACUCUCCAUUGACCAGUAUUCAGAAUCAAGCUUUCGCUCAGAUCAGGAGCCUCCACCUGCAAACUAUGGCCAAGACUACUUUACAUCUGACGAGUUGAAAGGUCCUGAGGGGCACCUGGCACCUCCAUUAGCUGGGAGGUAUGGAGGAGAUACCACCAAUAAGAGGCCAAGCAUAGGUCAAGCAUAUGCCUGCCAGAGCUCACCAACACAGCUCCACCCACCAGAGAAGAAACUGUAUGGCAAACCAUCUGAUCAAGAGCAUGAUGGAGAUCCAGAUGCUAGGCAAGGCAUGAGGAGUUGGAGAAUCAACUCCUAUCUUAGCACUUAUGAGGACGGUGGAGAAGAAGGUCUGACUCAACCUUUGGGACCGGAUGCAUUUGAAGAUCCUCAAUCAUCUCAGCAGUCAACUGCCACUGAUAAUUCAGCUCCCCGCUUUGGAAUAAAGGAGCCACCGAAUCUUGCCCCCAAACCCAGACCAGAUAUCACAAGACCACGUUACGGAAAGCCCUUCUUACCUGAGAGCAACAGUAAAGACUCAACAACAACCAAGAAUCUGCUUUCGUCAGGCGGUGACUUAAAGGCAUUUGAAAAAACAGGGAGGGAGGCUGAGAGAGAGAGGGGUGUGGAAGUGGAGGUGAAAGAGUCUCCAGAUCUCUUCUCGUCCAAACAUGAAUCAUUCCAUACACGUGUUAACCCACUCCUUCAACGUACCUCUCGACUGCGUUCCUCGCUGAUAUUUUCAUCUUCCAAGGCAGAGAUGCACAGUGGUAGCCUUGGGCUAAAAACAGCCACAGAGGCAGACGAGGAGUUAGACUCAGUGCGUACUUCCUCGAUUGUGGCCCAGAUCCUAGAGAAGAGGAGGUCAAUGACUCGUGAGCCUUAUGAGUGGAGAAAGAAGGCUGAGGAGAGGGAGAAGGAGAAAGAGCAACAGCAAAUGGAGAAUCGAUUGAAAGAUGAGAUUAAAGCAAAGGAGCAACUUCAGAAAACCAACGAAGAGGUAAAGACGACACCAACAGUCGAGAAAUCUGAAGUAACAACAUCAACAUCUUUGAACAUGAAUGACCCAGCCAGUCGACUGCAGUAUUUCAAAGACCUAGCUGCUAAGAGAAAUGCCUCAAAAAUGGAGACAGAGUUGUCGCAGAAAGUCCCAGAGCCUGCUGAAAAAAAGCCAGACCUUUCUGAGAAACCUUCCCCGAAAACUACGAUUACUACAACGAUCCCAGAUGUUUUUGUUCGUUCAGCAGAACCUGAACCAAAGAAGACAGACAUAUCUGCAAAACUGGCAGAGCUCACUCGCAGAGCUUCAUUUAAUUCCUCAAAACCACCAAUAAUGAAACCUUCUGCGAGCCACCUGAAACCUUCAGAGACAACUCAACCUCAUAAAGAGGAAAAUGCAUCAGAUGGUCAAAAGAAGGAUAUAUUCAAGACUCUAAAGCCCUUUCCUUCACCUAAUAUCUUCAGGAGGGAUCCGUUGAAGCUCAAAGGACUGAAUCCUCGUCGCAUCUCCAGCGGUGAAGAUAUUCUGACCACAGAUGCUACAGAUGCAGAGAAGAGUGAACUGAAAAAGAGUCGCUCUCAUAGUGCUUCAACUCUGCCACGAGAAGACUUCAAGGAAGGAAUGCAAAAUGUUAUGGGAUCUAAUACAUCCAUCAACACACUUGGUGAGGGAAGGGGCGAUGGCAAGACACUUGACUUCUUGAAGAAGCAGACUCAGAGGUUAAAGGGAUUCCUGGGGCCCAAGGAUAAAGAAAAGAAAUCUUCAGGAGACGAUAGGGGCAUGAGCACGGUCAAAGAGAUCGCUGAAGAUUUUAACAAAAGGCAGAGUUUAUCAGCGAAAGGAUCUACCACUACCGACCAGACUACAACCCAUCACAAGACAUCAACCAGCACAACAGGCCCGUCUCGAUACCAGGCCACGGGCAGCUCGGUUCUGUUCAAUAGCAACCUACGAGAUGACACCAAAGUCAUUCUAGAGCAGAUCUCGGCCAGCAGCCAGAAGAAACGACUGGAGCGAGAAGAAACAGGAGGGGACAAAGAGAGUGACGGCGGGGAAAAGGGCGUGGAGAAACAUAACUCCAUAAAAAAGAGCCGAUUUCUGCGUCCGCCGGGCAACAUCCUGGAGCGGGAGGGAUUACUGAAGAGGAUAGAGAGCAUGAGGAAGGAGAAGAAGGUCUACAGCCGCUUUGAGAUGGGGAAUAGCCUGGGAUAACGAAAGAUGGAGGAGCCACCUUUUAUAUGGAAACUAUUUAUGCGAGAUGAUCAAAAAACGCAUUGUCCAUAUGUGCCAAUGCCACUAUCACAGUACCUCUUUGGCUCAACACUGCAGCCUUUUCCUGGAUUUUCACACAAAGCAAUAAAACUUGAAAAGACACUAUAUAAAAAUGCUGAAAACAAACUAAAGUCAUUGGGUUUGGAAUGUGCCUGUGUGCCAAGACCUGGUACGACUUUGACCUUAUAUGGUGACUGAGAGAAAGAAGAGAGACUCUACUUGCAUUCUGGCUGCCAUAAGCUAAUGUUUCACCAAAAAGAAAAAAGGUAGGGCAAUUUACCUAUAACUGAACUUGUAUCAACAUGACUGAGGGAGUAAGAGGAUAAGAGGAAGAUAGUACAUAUUGCACCUAAGGGAUAGAAAAGAGAUCCAUGGCAGUUAAAAAAGAAAACAUGGCGGUACACGACUGCAUGUGUACUAUACCAGUGUUGUGUGUUUCUGCAAGUGUCUGUGUAGCGUGUUUGAAACUGAAUUGGAGAAAGCGUCCUUGUGGAUUUACCGUGUGCCAAUGGCCAACGAAGGGCAUUACCAAACCAGGAACCAGAAGCAAAGAUGAGAAACAUGAUGAAUGGUGUAAUUUUAAGGGCAAAUCUGAGAUGAUAAGAGAAUGAAGAAUGAGACAGAAUCAGAAAAUGAUAAAAAAAAUGUGUUUAUAAUAACUAAUUGUAAUGUUGAGGCUGAGUUUGGAUAGAAAGUAAACACCAGUGUUGACCUUUACCCUCUCAAGAGAAUGUUAUGUACCUUUCUA
Messenger RNA from Cottoperca gobio, 4790 nucleotides. It is a transcript of the gene sack1hb, whose product is annotated as family with sequence similarity 83 member Hb. The transcript has 8 exons. Bases 380 to 3982 code for a protein of 1200 amino acids. Gene Ontology annotation, molecular function: keratin filament binding; protein kinase binding. NCBI's taxonomy places the organism in Eukaryota, Metazoa, Chordata, Actinopteri, Perciformes, Bovichtidae. Gene Ontology annotation, biological process: intermediate filament cytoskeleton organization; signal transduction; protein localization to cytoskeleton. The record is from RefSeq and is a predicted model, not a curated record. Gene Ontology annotation, cellular component: keratin filament.